CUGCGUGCUGCCUGCGUGGAGGCCCCCUGGGCCUCACAUGUUUGUCCCUUCUGCUCAUCCCUGCUGCAGGUGCCUCCUCCUGACCCCGCACCCUGCUCCCAGCCAUGGCUCUCCUUGGGGAGUCCAUAGCUCACCAGCUGGAACCUACUGUGAAUGCAGCCUUGGCCUCAGCCGCGAGGCCCUCAUUGCCCUCCUUGUGGUGCUGGCGGGUGUCGGCGCCAGCUGCUUCUGUGCCCUCAUCAUCGUGGCAAUUGGUGUCUUGCGGGCCAAGGGGUCUGGGGGCCCAGCACUGUUCCAGGACUCAUGUCGGCCUUCGUCCCCUCAGUGAAACAUGCCCGAGGCUAGUGGACAACAGGUUGGUGGAGAGUUUUGGGGUCCAGGAAGAUCGCAUGGACCUGCACCCGGUAUACAUGGAGUCCCAGCUAAUGGACGCUGACCUGGAGGUCUCUGUGAUGCCACCACUAGAGGAUCAGAGCCUUGUGGCCAUCCCCAUGGAGGCUUCUCCAGAGGAGCUGCCACCACCCCCACCCCUACCACCUGAGUAGGGCUGAGGGCAGCUGGGGAAGGGGAAUUAAAGUGUAUUUAGUGGUU
Molecule: messenger RNA, 591 nt
Organism: Symphalangus syndactylus (siamang)
Lineage: Eukaryota; Metazoa; Chordata; Mammalia; Primates; Hylobatidae
Gene: TMEM210
Product: transmembrane protein 210
Source: RefSeq, a predicted model, not a curated record